AAGAAAUUGAUUAUCCAAGUUUACAUGAAAAUAAUGUAUAUCCAUGCUAGAAAAUUUUCCAAGCAAGCACGAACAUGGUUUCAUAGCUGUUCAUCAAUUUAAUUUCCCAUGGCAAGCUUGGCUGUUGAUCCAACGGCGGUGAAUGGAUCCUGCGUCCAAGCACUCCACCGUCCUAAACUGAACUUUGUGGCAGCCGUCCACGUUUUCGUAAUCCCAGCACCCUUUCGGUUGCCUCCAAGCAUUAAAAAACUUGCCCAAAACGAACACUGAUUUCGAUAUUCACUGAAGUUUUUACCAAAGAAGCAACAAAAGCAACCAUUUUUAUGAACCCCAGUGGAAAAUCUUCGGCUUUCAUCGCUGAAAUCCUCCAUCCCACUAUCCAAUCAAGCUGUUACUCGAAUGCUACCUCUGCAAAUUCGCUGUUUUUCUCCUUGAACUUUGACCCAUAAACCCCCUUCCCUUCCAUCUCAAUUUGGGGGUUCUUGUGAGCUUCAUUUCUUCUUGUUUUCCCGAUAAACAAUGGUUUCCGUCUCAUUUUACCGCCCAAACUUUGUGUUCUCUUCAUUUCCGAACCGUGUUCCGACCUCAAAUCCUCUAUUUCAUGGAGUCCAAUUCCGAGGUUUAUCCCACCAUAAGCCUUUCCUUCGUGGUUCCCUUGCGGUGGCGAGAUUUGGGUUUACACCCGAGUUCUUGCCUGACCCGGAUCACGCCGAGGGCUUUUUGAGGGAGUUAUUCGGCAAAGCUGAGAGCGUUCUUUACACGAUUGCCGACGCCGCCGUGUCUGCUUCUCCGGAGGAUGUUACCACCGCCAAACAGACCGAGGAUUGGUUUACGGGGAUCACCAAUUAUAUGGAGAGCGUCCUUAAAAUUCUUAAGGAUGGCCUUUCUGCUGUACAUGUUCCUUAUGCCUAUGGUUUUGCCAUUAUACUCCUUACAGUUCUUGUUAAGGCUGCUACGUUUCCUUUGACGAAGAAGCAGGUAGAAUCUGCAAUGGCGAUGCGUUCUUUGCAACCGCAAGUGAAGGCUGUUCAGCAACGCUACGCUGGGGAUCAGGAGAGGAUUCAAGUUGAGACCGCUCGACUGUACAAAUUAGCUGGCAUAAACCCACUGGCAGGAUGCCUACCCACAUUGGCAACAAUUCCUGUAUGGAUUGGACUAUACAGAGCUCUCUCAAAUGUGGCCAACGAGGGUCUCCUCACGGAAGGUUUUUUCUGGAUACCCUCUCUGGCUGGUCCAACCACGAUUGCUUCUCGACAAAAUGGGAGCGGUAUCUCUUGGCUCUUUCCAUUUGUUGAUGGUCAUCCACCGCUUGGGUGGUCAGAUACUUUUGCGUAUCUUGUCCUGCCUGUGUUGCUGGUCGUCUCACAGUACAUCUCUGUUCAAAUUAUGCAAUCGUCGCAGAAUAAUGAUCCAAACAUGAAGAGUUCUCAAGCCCUAUCGAAGUUCCUACCGUUAAUGAUCGGAUAUUUUGCACUUUCGGUUCCUUCUGGUCUAAGCCUUUACUGGCUUACCAAUAACAUCUUGAGCACAGCUCAGCAAGCGUGGCUUCAAAAGUUAGGUGGUGCGAAAACCCCGGACAAACGAUUGAUUGAUGAAAUCAUGAAACAAGAACAACCCCAAAUCCAGAGCCAAGCGCCCAAGUUAGACUCAACCUCAAGUAGCACGGUAACUCGACAAGAAGAGAAGCUGACAGCAGAAGGGCUAAAACCUGGUGAAAGAUUUAAACAGAUAAAGGAGCAAGAGGCUAGGAUGAGACAGCAAAGUGAAGAAGAAAAAAGGAAAGCUGAAGAGGCAGCCAAGGUUGAAUCUCUGACAAUAAAUGAUAGCGACAAGAGUGCAGUUGUUGGAGUUGGUGUCAAUGGCAGUCUUUCUAGAACGGAUGUAAAGGAAGACCAAGGCUCCAUAUCUAUGACUACCAUGCAACGAACAGAUGUGGAAAACAAGCCAAGUGCAACUCCAGAGGAGGGAGUACACGAGACAUACACUGGAGUGGCCAAGGAUGCCAAACUAAAGGGAGAAGAACAAAGAGAGUAACUGGUUGACGCAAGAUAGAGAUAGAGAUAGUGUUUUGAUUUACAAGCCAGUAGGUUAGUUCACAUGGCUGAUAUGGCAGGAAAGCCAAUUGUUUCGUUCAGCUCGAUACCGUGAAGAACACUCCAUCGGGAGGUAUUCAAGCUUCUUUUUCCUGAUGGCCAGUUGAGUUUCAGAGUUUACUCGUCCAUCAUAGAUUUGGAUUGGGAAUGAUAUGGAAUGUAAUUUGAAAUCUGUACAAACACAGAUGAGUACACUUUCUUUUCAUGUGGGUUUGAUUAGAAUGAUGAGUAAUAAUGAAUGGCGCUUAGAACACAUUUUUUUGAA
This is a messenger RNA of Cucurbita maxima (winter squash), 2358 nucleotides long. RefSeq names its product ALBINO3-like protein 1, chloroplastic. The record is from RefSeq and is a predicted model, not a curated record. Gene Ontology annotation, biological process: thylakoid membrane organization; protein localization to chloroplast; protein insertion into membrane. Gene Ontology annotation, cellular component: chloroplast thylakoid membrane. Bases 520 to 2034 code for a protein of 504 amino acids. Gene Ontology annotation, molecular function: membrane insertase activity. The transcript is spliced from 11 exons. NCBI's taxonomy places the organism in Eukaryota, Viridiplantae, Streptophyta, Magnoliopsida, Cucurbitales, Cucurbitaceae.